Molecule: messenger RNA, 16267 nt
Organism: Protopterus annectens (West African lungfish)
Lineage: Eukaryota; Metazoa; Chordata; Ceratodontiformes; Protopteridae
Product: polycystin-1-like
Biological process (GO): kidney development
Cellular component (GO): membrane
Molecular function (GO): protein binding
Source: RefSeq, a predicted model, not a curated record
UGGCUUUAACAAAUAUAUCUGUGACUGUGUUCUUGGCUGGCUGAAGAAAUGGCUUCAACACAUGGGUACAGUGGUGAGAGAUAAGGAGGAAAUUCAGUGCGCAAAACCAACAAACUUUGCCAACAAAUCAAUCUUGAAUGUGGACAUUGAAUCAAUUCCUUGUGCAAACAGUUUUAUCACCUGCUUGACAGACCCAGUGAAAUCAGAAGACACCUACCUUCUUUACAGCUAUUUUGAUCCUGAUGUUCAAACUAAAGAAACUUGCAAUUCAUUGUGUUACAUUCAGAGGCAGUCCCACUACAGCUUGGAUCCUGAAAGCCGCUGUCUCUGUGGUUCCUUGUCUAGGAGGGUGCAUUCAUUAGCUGAGGCAACAGAAUGUGCAAAAGUAUGCUCUAAUGCAGUGCAGACACAGGUCUGCAACAGAACUAUCAUUCACAUGGUGUCUCCUGUUCAGGUAUGUAAUACAUCUAUGGGAGUUAUUUAUAUGGAAUAUGUUUAUUGCUUUAUGAAUAUCAUACUUAAAAUUCAGCAGUAUUAUAGCCUCUUUCAACCAGCAAGACUAGUGGCUGAAACCUUGCUGCCUAACACAGUGUAUAUCUGGAACUUUGGAGAUGGGUCUGACCAGUUCAUCACUCAGGAUACAAGUGUUCUGUAUAAAUAUGCACUUCCCAGCACAUACAGGCUUAAUGUUACUGCCACUGCUGAUAAAAGAAGUCUAUCUUUGACCACUGAUGUGACCAUUGUUAUGCCAGUCAGUGAAGUGGAACUUGACUGCCCCCAUGUGUUAGAAAUUGGACAUAAUAUUGACAUAUGGAUCCAGGCAAGAACAGGAACACACCUGUCUUCCAUCUGGAAGGUGGGUACCACAGAUGGAACAGUAACCCUGGUUUACACCACUUUAUUUUUGGUUAUUGGUACUUUGAGUGGCGAGGAGAUGGAGACGCAACCACUUCCUGAUCCCAGAGGGCAGGAUGAACUGGGCCAAUCACGGAAAUUGAUUGGCCAGCUUACUGAAUUGAUAGAUUUACUUACCCCACUCAGCCAAUCCCUGGUGGGGAUUUACGGAAACCUAGCUCAGCGUCAUAAGCCAGGAACCGAAGGGUUAUUUAUACAGGACGAAAAUCCAAGGGAGCUUAUUGGCUUAGUACAAGGCGUUGGCGACCCUGGAGAGGAAAAUGGUGAAAACUUUAAUCCAGCUACUACUCUGAACAUCUUUAAAGUGGGCAAAAAUGGAGUUAGUUCCAAUAAGAGCAGACAUACUGGGCAGAGAUCAAAGGCACCAGACGCUAGAGCUAUGGCGACAGAUGAAUCAUCAUGCCCCCGAGGGGGUCAUAUUCAUUUAUCAAAUCUGAACUGCUAUUGGUUAAACCCAGUUCAUGAGUCAUGGCAAAAUGCCAGACGAAUAUGCCGUCAGACAUCAGGAGCAGAUCUGGCAAGGGUGAAAAACCAAGAUGUUCAGAAUUUUAUCUAUGGAGUUUUCUCCAUGAGUGAACCCGUUUGGAUAGGAUUGAGUGAUAUUGACUCUCCAGGCAGGUUCCAUUGGGUUGAUGGUAGCCCAGCGCAGAACUUGCAGGACCAAAAAGCCUGGGAAAAACCUGAACAUAAUUGUGUCUAUAUGGACUCCAGCAGAGAGAGGAGGGGUACAGCAUGCAGCAAAAAGACAGCUUUUAUUUGUGAGAAACCAACUGAAGCCAAUUUGCCAAAUGUGGAUGUCUAUGUAGCAGGGCUACCUAUAUUCACAGGUGUGUACAAUGUAAAAAAUGUCAGCAUCUUCGGCAACAUUCAGACACCUGUCCUUGGAGCAAACACUGAGCUAAUUCUGUUUCCAGGACUCUGGUUCAGCCAUUCUGGUUUUGUGCUUUCUGCUGAAUUUGUGAUGCAAGAAACUCAGAAAUCAGUAUGGACUCAGAUUUUGAUACUCCGUCCAUACUGCAAUCCCAAUUUUCACCUGAUUCCUCCUGGUUGUGAAACCCUACACACUCCUUUUGCAGUGUGUCACAGCCAGCCGCUCUGUAACAUGACAGGUGGCUGCCCAGCUGGACAGCAGUGGUGCCACCUAAAGGAGAGCUGUUUGCCUGUCAUUAGCCCCUGCAGUGCCUAUGCCUUUGAGAAUGAAACAUCCAACAUCACGAUACCACCUCGCUACAAGGAAAUGCCACCAUUCUACUCGCAGGUGGCUGCAAUUCCUCUUGUUCUAGAACCAGCGACAGAGAAGACCCACGUACAUGUACUUCUGUCUGGAAUGGAUAUUUCUGUCUAUCCUGAUGAUAUUAUAGCGGUCCAGCAUGAUGGAAGACCUGGAUCACUGAUUCACUGCCAGCAAAGCACAAGUUCUCCUUGGAGGCAAAGUUUUGCCAGCCUUUUUGGGGUAAGCUGGUGGGCAGCUGGGAUUUCACAGCCUUUCCAGCCAACCUGGGUGGACAAUGUCAUUUGCAACCUUCGCUUUAUAUACACUGAUGAUAUGCAUAACUUUGCAGUUACCCCCCUGCUCAGUCACAAACAGAACACUGCUGGUGAACACACGUACACUGUCACUGUGAAAAAUCCUGUCAGUUCUACUGCGACAAGCUGCAUUGUGGUCCUACAAACACAAAUUAGUGAGCUGCAGAUAAUUUACCCACAGCCAGAGAAUGGCAAAAUAAACCUUGCUGCAAACCAAGCAUCCCUAAUAGUCAUUAAAAUUGCUUCUGGAUCAAAUGCUACAUCUUCAUGGUCCUCUCCUAUAAGCCAGACUGGUGUUGUAUUCAGCUCAUCAUGCCCACUUGAUAUGCCACAAUCUGUGCCAGAGUGCAAUAGAAACACUGAAGACACCUGGUUUUCUUUUGUGCAUGUGAUGAUGGUAGAACCACUGUCAGAAGUCCUUACAAUUCAGGUGUCCAAUGAAGUCAGCUUUGAAGAGCUUAGUGCGCAUCUCCAGGUUUAUGAGGUCAUUAGUGGACUGCAUGUGGUCCCUGCAGGGCCAUGCCGACUAAUUGUUGAUAUGUCACAGAAGGUUGUGGCAGAGAACCCAGUAAGUUCAGAAACAGUGGAGACAGAGCUGAUGGUUGAUACCAGAAAACCCCUGGCAGAUCCUGAAUUCUUGGCACCUCUGCAAACAGUACCAACAAAUAUCUCACAAAUACUAGCUUUCAGAGUGAAGGUUGAUACAGCACUUGGCACUACAUUUAGGUGGAACUUUGGUGAUGGAAACUUAGAAGUAGAGCAUUACUUUCCUGCCGCAUAUGAUCCAAGGCAGCCAUAUCCAAAUCUAUUACUCAAACAGAUGCUUCUGAAAGAUGAAAUUACUCAUACUUACACAAGGCCUGGAGACUACACUGUUCAUGUUGCAGCCUUUAACACCUGGGAUAAGAUGGAGGUGAACAUUACAAUUAAUGUCCGCAGUUACUUGUCAGCCUUAAGAUUUGACCUGACUCCAUCUUUGCCUUUGGUUAAUGCAAGUGCUGAUUUUAUCGCUCAUUCUCAGCCUUCAUCCAAGGGAAUCACUUAUACGUGGUAUUUUGGUGAUGGUUCACCAGCUGAGAAGAUAACACUUCCUACAAUUCAACACAAGUUUGUAGCUAGGGGAUCCUAUAAUGUAACCUUGCUGGCCAACAACAGCAUAAGUGUCCUUACCUUCUCUCAGACUGUGGUAAUUGGAGAAGAUGUCACUGGUGUCGAAAUAACUUCAAGUGGUCCCAAUGAACUUGGCUCAGAAACAGUGGUUUUUGGAACAGUAAAAACUGGUUCCAAUAUUAGAUGGAACUUUGAUAUGGGUGAUGGGAUCACUUACACGGACUUAAGAAAUGGUUCUGUAACACACAAAUAUGAGCACAAAGGCAACUAUACUGUAGUAGUGACAGCUAAAAGUUCCAUAAAGUGCAUCCAACAAUCCAUCUCAAUAGAAGUGUUUCAAUUAAAAAUCCUACGUGUUAUACCAACUAAUUGUUGCAUAAGAGGUAUGCUGACACAGUUUAUGGUUGAAACUAAUAGACAUGUGGAAGAUGUCAAAUUUAUGUGGAACUUUGGAGACGAGAGUAAACCAGUAUUGGAAAAGGGAAAGUCUACCAGCACCAAGGCUUACUCCAGUCCUGGUAACUACCCUCUCAGUGUAACACUAUACAGUCAAUUUACUAGAGAUUCAUUUGAAGCAAAUAUCUGUGUUGAAGAGAAAAUUCUCUCAGUAAUGCUGAUACCAUCAAAGACUGCCUUUGAAACUGGUGAAAAGCUAGAUUCCUUGCUAUUGUUGAACCAAGACCUGAUAUACUCCAUCAUUAUACAUAUCACUGGGAUUUUGGAAUCAGAGAACCACCUUUAAUGUACCCAAGAAAUUACAUUUACAUAUGUGCAGAAGGGGGUCUAUCUGGUAAGUGUGUCUGUCCAAAACCGAGUAAGUGAAGAAAACAGUUCAUCUUUAAUCACAAUUGAGAGACCAAUUAAGACUCUCUCUCUCUUUCAUGAUGGUAACAAUACAGAAUUUCUAGUAGUUAACAGAACAUAUGGAUUCAGAGCAGAAGUAAAUUCUGCGACUAAUGUCAUUUUCAAAUGGGACUUUGGAGAUGGAAGUUCACCAAAAGAUGGAGAGAGCCCUGUUCACAGGUUUAAUAGUAGUGGAGGAUUUACUAUUAGAGUGCUUGGUGAAAACUUGGUAAGCAGUAAAGAGAAUGAUAUGCAUGUAGUUGUCUUGUUUCCUAUCACUGGAUUAAAUUUAAGUUCUGACUGCACAGUUUGCCAGGUUAUGGAGGAGGUCACAUUUAGAGCAACUGUUGCUACAGGAAGUGAUGUUCAUUAUUUAUGGUCAGCAUCUGAACUGCAGAAUUUCCAUGAAGAGAAAUCUGCUUUUGGCUAUGUUUUCAAUACUCCAGGUGUCUUCAUUGUCUCUGUUAUAGCCAGAAAUCCUGUCAGCCAGGAGAAACUUGAUCAUAGCGUCAUCAUCCUGGAGAAGAUAGAUGCCCUGAAGAUUGUUAGUGCUGAUUUGAUUAAAACAAAAUAUAUUGCCAUCAAGCAAGCCUUCACAUUAAAUGCUUUUAUUGCUCAAGGCUCAAAUGUAAGCUUUCAGUGGACUAUACUGCAAGGCUCAAGUGUUGUGUUUACAGAAGAGGGUCAUUCUGUUACUUUUCUACCAGAAUCUGCAGGUGAAUUAGUAAUAACUGUGACAGCAAAGAAUGCAUUAGGUAAAAUCUCUGACAGCAUCACAAUUGUGGUUGUCGAACCUGUUAAUGGAGUAAAAAUUUACGCAAGUGCAAACUGUGUAGCUGUUGGGAUCCCCAUCAACUUCACCAUUGCAGUGUCAUCUGGGUCACAUCUUAGAUACAUCUGGUACUUAGGGGCAGGUCAAGUUCCUUUAGAGACUAACUCUUCAACAUUGUCUUAUGUUUUUUAUGCCGCUGGAUUUAAGGUAAUCAGUGUAACAGUUACAAAUGCUCUUGGAUCAUUUAAUGGCUCAACUGAAAUGAAAAUACAAGAACUGAUAUCAGAAGUGAGUUUUUAUGUAUUCAAUACUACACAGCCAUUAUCUAUUCCAUCAAACACAUCAGUGCAAUUUCAUGGUCAGGUAGAAAAAGGAACUGACAUUUUGUGGAAGUGGACACUACUGAGCAAAUUCACAGACUAUUUUUGCAACCAGGUGAUGUCAUAUUCAUUCAAAGAUCCUGGACUUUAUGAACUCAGUCUGAAUGCUUCUAAUGAUGUAAGCUGGAAAUCAGUCACUAAGGUAAUUACUGUUCAGAACAGGAUAGAGGGCUUCACAGUCACCCUGAACAAAAAUGCUACAUGUCUUGGUGAUCCAGUUACUUUCCAUUUUGAUGUCAGACAGGGGACUGAUCCAGCAUUCUUUCUCAAUUUCACUUCUUUGCAUGUAGCCCACAAACUCUUGAAUGACACUUACUGUGCUUUUAUUCCGACUGUUGGUUUGCAUCAUGUGUUGGUAACUGCAGCAAAUAAUGUAAGCAGUCAGCUAUUUUCCACCAAUGUCUUAGUGACAGAGAAAGUUGAAGGACUUCAUCUUUCAAAUUGUUGCCCUUCUGCCAUGGAAGUUAAAAAAGAGUUGUUGUUACUUGCUGAAAUAAAAGCAGGGCUAAAUGUUACCUACAGCUGGCUUUUUCAUCUGUCUGGCUAUCCAGAUGUGAAAGCCAAAGGCAAGACAACCUCUUAUACACCAUUUGGUAGUGGGCACCUCUUGAUUAGAAUAGAAGCAAGCAAUGGUUUAUGUUCCAGCUGGUUACAGGAAGCCAUUUUAGUGCAGGAAAUAGUUACUGCUGCAAAGCUCACAACUAAUGACACCCGUGUUUUUACAAACCAAGUGGUUGUGUUCCAAGUCACAGUGAAAACUGGCAGUAAUAUUUACUAUGUCUGGAAAUUUGGAGACUCAGAUGAUGCAUAUGAUAAUCAUAACAGCACUGUCAUUCACCAGUACAGAAAUCCCGGUGAUUAUCAGAUUGAAGUGAAAGCAUACAAUAACAUUAGUUUUGCUGUUGCUAUGCUCACAAUAUCUGUAGCAAGCCUUAAGUGCACUCUACCACAUGUCUCUCUCUCAGCCCCUACUGGCACAAUUCUAAGAUCACAGGUGAACUACUUUGAAGCCAUUGUAGAUCUGAAGCGGUGCACUGCCUAUCGGGCAGUGUACCUAUGGGAAGUGUUUCAGUCUGACUGCAUGAAUAUGCUACACGUGAACCAGAUUCAUUUAGGGAAUGUGGAUACAGCAGGGCCAUUACUGAUUCUUCCAAGGCUUACCCUGGGUGUUGGCUCUCACUGUCUUCGAUUUACCAUCAGACUUCAGGACACCCCACUGUCUCAGACAGCAGUUGUAGGCAUCACUGUGCACCAGAGCAAACUUGUUGCUGUCAUCACAGGAGGAUUUAAUCGGAUCUGCUCUAUCUUUGAGGACCUUGUGCUCGAUGGAACAAAAUCAUAUGAUCCAGAUGUUGGGAAAGAAGAGGAUUCAAGCCUGGAGUACUACUGGCAGAUGGAAAAACAGAACCAAUCCUCUGUUCCCUACCUUCCUCUUGCUAACCAACACCAAGGGAGGCUCACUGUCAGCAGGGACUUACUGAGGAUGGGUAAGGUGUAUAUCUUUGCCCUCACUGUCAGGAAACCUGGGAAGGAGGCAGUCUCCACAGUCCAAAAGGUGACAGUGACAUCAGCUAAAACUAUCCCUGUCACACUGGAGUGCCAGUCAUGUGCUGCUCUCUCUAGUUAUGAAAUCAGUAGGAGCGUCCAUGUGACACUAUCCGGUCGAUGUGAGACCUGUGAUGGGAAUGCCCAGUAUAAAUGGGCUGCACAGAGUUCUGAUGGGGCUGUACUGAAGUUGGACAAUGUCACCACAUCAACAGGAGAUUCUAGCACCAAUCUUGUGAUCCGCCAGGGGGCCCUUCAAGAUGGCGUUAAUUAUACCUUCACUCUGACUGCUUUCUACUUAGGUCUGCAAGGAUCUUCCAGCAUUACUCUGAGUCCCAAUGAACCCCCAAGAGGAGGAGUUUGCAUCAUCCAUCCAAAUGCUAACAUCUAUGUUUUGGAGACUCCUGUUACAUACGAAUGCAAAGGGUGGAGUGAUGACAGCAGCAAUACAUCACAGCUGAUUUACUCAUUUAUAGUAAUGACCUGCACUCAUGACUUGGAAGGCUGCCAAAAGUAUUAUCUUUAUCGUGGAACAAAAUCUUCUUUUAGUGCAUUUGUGCCUUUGGGAGAUGAAGGCAGUAGAACAACCAUAUGUGUCUUGAUUGAGUUGGAGGACUUACUUGGGGCAAAGACCCUGGCACUCAACAGAACAUUGACUGUUUCUGUGCCAGAUGUACCCUUAGGGUUUCAUGGAGUUACUGAGUGGAUUAAGAAGAAAAGUGAAUCAGAUCUGUGGGGUGUUGUCCAGCGUGGUAAUCCACAGGAAGUUAUACCAUACUCCAUUGCUCUCAUAAGCACACUGAAUCAGGGUCAAGAGACCAGCCAGGAAGACCAAGCAGAAAGAAUUGCAAUCCGUAGGAAUGUCACUCGUGCUCUGACCUCAUUGAAUAUUAUCAGCAUUGAGGACGUCACACAGAUCAGCAGUGCCCUAGCACAAUGUGCGGCCCUUCCACAGGAGUUUGCUAGUGCAGAUCUUCAAGAAACAGUGCUGGAAGCUACAAGGAAAAUGAUCAGUGUCAUUUCCAAAGACACAGGACAAGGGACUGCCACUCCAAUCUCUGCAGGAAAGAGUAUCCUUCAGUUACUGGCUGGUUCAGUUGCAGCUCUAGGCUUUAAUGAGAGAGAAGGACGUCCUCCAGAUGACAUCGCAAAUACAGCUGUCACUGCCUUCAACCUCACCAGUCUGCUGAUGAAAUCUCUCAUGCAGUCUCGGGUUCAGAAUGAGGAAACCUUAACAAUUUUAGCCUCAGGAAUCAGCAUCCAAGGCAAAAGGACUUCUCCCACUGACCUGCUGUGCGGCUAUAAAUCUGAAGAGUGUCAUUUCCAUAUCCCUGACACAUUUUCCAGUCAACUUUUAGGAAAUCCUGAAGUUGUCCAGGUUCUCAUCCACUUUACUGUUAACCCCUUCUGCUUCAGUUUUGCCGACAGUCAUACAGUUUCGACCGCUUUAGCAUCACUUGAGUUCACAACACCAUCUGGGCAACAGAUCCCUGUGAGUAACCUGUCUGUUGAGUCAGCCAUUACCGUAAAGCUAAAAAGCAGGAAGACAGCUCGGAACUUUCAAGCUCCUCAUAUGACCAGCAUUCCAGUGCCACCAAGAGAUUCCGUAAACUUCACUGUCAAACCAGGCAGCACUGCUGCUGCUGUCUACGUUUCCAUUACCUUAAAUACAGAGCAAGACAUGGCUGAAGGCUCCGGUAUUAACGGUAAUCUUGAAUUAGAUUACAGAACUCCUGAACCAGCUAGAAGAAUUGAGAUAGCCGCCAAAAUACAUAGACCAAUCAGGUCUGUUUUAACAGAGAAUCAACCAACAGGACUACAUGGAGGAGGCGAAAGCCUACUGCAGAAGUUUAAGGCAUGCAUCAGGAAUGAGGAGAAUCCACUGUUCCUAUAUGAGGCUAACUGUGGCAAUUUAGCGGUUCCAGAAGACACAGCAGAACUGGAAGAGCUACACUUAGCCAUGGAUAAGCUGGAAGUUUCCAUGUAUGUUCAAGAGGAAGAACCUUUUGUUCACAUCUUUGUUCACUAUAAUCCAUUCCCAAAUGAAUUUCAGCAUAUGUGGAAGAAGGAGGUGGUCAUUUUUGGAGAGAAGUCUGAGAAGAAAAGGGAGCGCGUUGUCUUCCUAUCACCGCAGCACAAUGACACCAGAAGGGAUUACUAUGUGAACAUUACAAACUAUCUAUUCUCUGUGCAGAUUAAUGCCUCGGUUAUGGUUUAUUCUGCACUCUGCCAGUAUUUUGAUUUUCAGAAGAUGCACUGGAGUACAGAAGGUGUGAUACCAGUGGCUGUAGUAAAUCAAGAGGAAAUACUAUGCCGUACUGAGCACCUCACUGUCUUUGGGGCCAGUCUGUUUGUAGCCCCAGAUGCUGUAGUUUUCCUUCAUCCCGAUGGCAGGAUAACCAAGAACUACAUUGUAGCAAUAACUUGUGUCGUACUCCUGGCAAUCUACAUCAUAAUAGCCCUUAUAGGACACAAGCUCGACUACAUUGAUAUCAACCGAGUUGGAGUAAUACCUCUGUGUGGCCCAUCAGGUCGCUAUAAGUACAGGGUCCUAGUGAAAACAGGCUGGAGCAGAGGAUCUGGGACAACAGCGCAUAUUGGAAUCAGCCUAUAUGGAUUAAACAAGAGUGGAUCUCGGCACCUGGACAAAGAUGGUGCCUUUCAGAGAAAUAAUCUUGAUGUGUUUCAAAUAGAAACUGACGCCAACCUGGGUGAGAUCUGGAAAAUCCGUAUCUGGCAUGACAAUACAGGCCUUGAUCCCUCAUGGUUUUUGGAAUAUGUCAUUGUGUGGGACAAGCAGACGGACCACAUGUAUGUCUUUAUUGUGAAGGAUUGGCUGUCGGUGGAGAAUGAAAAGAAUGAAGGAAUGGUGGAAAAAGAAGUCCUAGCAGCAUGUCCUGAAGAACUGAAGCAGUUCUCUCAGAUUUUUCCUGCCCAGUUGCGUCAUGGGAUUUCCAAUGGGCAUAUCUGGUUGUCUGUAUGGGAUCGCCCUCCACACAGUCGAUUCACUCGUGUGCAGAGGGUCACAUGUUGCGCUGUACUUCUUUUUCUGUUCAUUAGUACCACCACAGUGUGGUAUGGUGCAAUUGGAGUUAAAAGUGAAGGGGUUCCUGUUGCAAGCCGGACACUUGUCAGCGGUGAGAGUCUGGCGGUAGGAGUUGUUGUUGCUCUGGUAUCGUUUCCUGUGUACCUGCUGUUUGACUUCCUCUUUAGAAGGACACAUAGUAAGGUGUUAGUUGAAGAUCCAGAGCCUUCUACAAUGGAGUCUCAGACCAUUGAAAUGGAUGUGUGCCUUGACCACUCUGACCUGGGUACUUCGUCCUUCCUCUCCAUACCUGGUGGACUAGACUCUGUUAUGGAUGUCAGAUCUGACAGCUCUAUGUCCCUGAGAAGUAAAAAGUUAGAUUCAGUGCUGGCGAUUUUGACCAAACAAGAUCACAAGACUUUUCUGCAAAACUGGCCAUCCUGUGACAGCAUGUUUGAAAUCCCUGAUCUGCUUUCCUCUGAUCUACUGUCCACAAGAUGUCACAUCCUAAAGAGAAAGAAAGCUUUGUUGAAGCUGGGAAUUGAGUCUCCACUGGCAUCUGAUGAAGAUCCUAUUGGCUUUUCUACACCAGCCUCUGAUGACAGCAGAAGGUCUACAGGAGACCAUCUGACACUGUCUGAGGAAGAAUUGCUAAAGUCCAUUAUAGCAGACAGCAAGAGAUGGGAUAUGUCUGACCAAAUUACCGCAGACAGUGGACGAUUUUCUUCUAGAGGAGAGACUGAUCUUAUUUCUGACAUCUUUGAAAGUUCCUGUGGUACCUGGUCAAACCUUAGUGAAGACUCAUGGGGCAGUUCUUUGCACAAGUCCUUUUCCUAUAUGUCAGCCAGCACCAUGUCAACAAGUUACCUACCUAGUCCAGAGCCACCAUUCACUCCAGUUUCAUCUUUUAACACUCGUAUAGGUGUUUCUCGUAAUGCGGACAAGUGGCUCUUUCCAAACUGGCUACUCUCGCUUACCUUCUUUCUCUGUUUCCUGCUACUGGUGAGCUGUAUUACUGUCACUGUGCUGUAUGGUGGCUCCUUCUCCAACUCUGUACUGCUGAUGUGGCUGGUUUCAAUUUUGUUCUCUUUUCUCACUUCAUUCUUCCUGCUGGAACCCCUUAAGGUACUUUUGGAAGCUAUAUUUGCUGCACUGGUUACUAAGCCAGUGAGCCCAGAGGAAGAUGAUGGUCUUAUUGAGGAACCUCUAGUUAAGAAAACAGUUGAAAGGAUCAGGAAGGUACGAGCACCCUAUGGAUAUGGUUUGUUACAGGCCAAGGAGGAAGCACGGAAAGUGAGAACAUUACGAUCACUAAUGAAGAACUGCAUUAUCCACAUGCUCUUCCUGCUUGUGGUCCUGGUAAUUAAUUACCAGAGCUGUUUCCGGGACACAAAUAUCCGACUCCUGCAUGUUUCUGUCAAGCAGUCCCUUGUCACAAGAGUCAGAAAUGGUUUGACUUUUACAGCAAUCAAAGGGUAUUCUGACAUGUGGUCCUGGAUGGAUAAUGUGCUUCUGCCCCAUCUGUACAACAACCCCAGCCUGACUCUGGUGGGGUCUGCACGUCUUCGGCAGCAGUGCUCCCUUGAAGGGCAUGAUUUUUCAUUAGCAGUGAAAUUUGGCCAUCAAAAUUAUUCUAUGGGCUUCCAUACCUGUACACAUCUUGUUUCUGAGGACCAAGAAGUAGACUUAGAAAACAAUGAUUUUGCACUUGACAUGGAUGUCAGUCACAGCCAGAAUUCCUCACCAGAUGUCUUUGGAAGUAGAUUCUGGUACUGGGGUGAACUGGGAAUCUACGAUGGUGGUGGGUACAGCCAACUCUUAGCAGCCAACACAAAUGGAACCAGAAGUCUGUUAAGAAAACUAGAAGCCUGCAAAUGGAUUAAUAGAAGGACAAAGGUGAUUUUUGUGGAGUUUUCUCAAUACAGUCCUCAUGUGGACUUGUAUGUGGCAGUGACCCUUACCUUUGAGUUCUCUCCUACACAGCUGGUAUUUGCCUCGUUCAGCAUUAGGCCAUUUCCUAUGUUGUGUUUCAGUGAUGGGCCAGACCUGAUACUUGUGAUGAUGGUGCUUCUGGUCAUCUUCAGCAUCAGCUUUUUGUGUUCGGAGAUAAGGGCGCUUUACCAUAAUGGAGUUGUACACCUCUGGCAGGGACAGACCUGCCUCUGCCUGCUGAUUGUAGCCCUUGGCUUUGCUGUGGCAGGCACUCACUUCAUUCGCAUCUGGCUCUCUGACAUUCACCUGAACCACUACAAGAGAAAUCCUGGCACAUUUACUAGCUUUCACACAGUAGCCUUCCUUACAGAUCUGGACAAUGCCCUUUCUGCAUUCUUGUUGACCAUUAUAAUACUAAAGCUUGUCAGGCAGCUGCGCUUUGUCCGAAGAUGGUCAGCAUUUGGGAAGACAUUUCAGCAUGCCAUUCCAGAGCUCACAGCAGCAGCAGCAAUGUUCCUUGUGCUAAUUGUCAUAUUCACACUCUGUGGCUGCCUCGUGUUUUCUUCAUCUGUACAAGACUUCAGCACCAUACCGCUCACAUUCUACUGGCUGAUCUCUUUACUGUGUGGGGCAGCAAAUCUUCAAGAGGUUACACAACAGAACCCAGUGCUUGGUCCAGUUUAUUUCCUCAGUUACAUUAUAUGUCUGUCAUGGAUUGGCAGGAGCCUCAUUUACGCAGUCGUGGUUCAAAGUUACAGGGAUGUCCAGGCUGAGAUGUACCGCCCAGCCAUUGAACCUCAGGACUAUGAGAUGAUCGAGUUCUUUGUGAAAAGAUUCAAGCUUUGGCUAGGUCUCAGCAAGGCAAAAGAGUUUCGUCAUAAGGUGAAGUUUGAAGGAAUGGAAUCCCUACCCUCACGUUCUUCUGCACAGACUAGAAUCUCUCAGUCUCCAAGUUCAGUCCCCGAGUUCCAGUGCUCUGGUUCCACCAUUUCAUCUGGAUCUAUGAGAUCAGACGACCUGAUCUUACCAGAAAGCCCUUCACUGGAGACAUCUGAAGUAGACUAUUAUCUGGAACGACUGUUGCCAACUGUAAACAGUCUCCUGCAGCACUUUGACAGAGUAAACAAAGCCUCUGAAGACUUGCUGCAGAUUGAGACAAACUUACAGCAAACCCAAAAGAGGAUUAAUGAAAAGAAAAAACAAAAGGCAGUGAAAGGCAAAACUGCGCUGGAGUGUAGCAGACUUCCAGCCACCAGAAGACAGACAGAGUUACCAAGGACAUACAGCACUUUUUCUGAAUCAGCAGUGGCAAGACUGAGGUGUCAGAGGAACCCGGCCUCAGAUUGUACAUUUUUUCAGCGGGUCAGGCCAGGUGUGGCAGCUGAUGCAAUGCAUCAAGGUUAUAGACGCAAAGCUUGGGCAGCUGGGCCACCACUUUCAGCAGAUGUCUGUCAGCGUCAUGCCCUAACAACUACUGCUUCAAACAAAUGGAGACCAAAGAGUGAAGAAGGGGCUGAGCGCUUGGGGUAUGACCAUCCUCGACUUCCCAUUAAGAAGAGGGCCUGGCAGCUUGAAGAAGUGAAAUAAACUUAUCCAGAAUGAAAUCAACCACCUGUAAGACUCCUAGUAGCAUGUUUCAUGUAAAUGAACUGAAUGAGUACAAGCAUGGGAACACCAUAUACUGUAUGGCAACGUGUUAUAUCCAUAUAUAGUCUGAGGCAUAUAUGUAGGGAAGAAAAUAUUCAUUCUCCUUCCUAGCAGUUAAACAUCUAUUCAAAGAGUUAUAUAGGAACAAAAAACUACACUUUUAAGUAUAGCAUGAGAUUUUGCAUACUAAGUAAAAAAAACACUACUAUUGAUCCGAUGGAAUGUUUCUGUCUUAUGCAUUUUUCAGCCGAAUGUUCAUCAUUUUAGAUAUUUGGUUUAGAAGGUGUUUUUGCUGCUAAAAGUUAGGUGCCAAAGUAAGCAGUAGAUUCUAGCUAAGGAAAAAAUGUUUCUAAAGCCUUAUGAAAAAAUGCAUUCCCUUUUAUGAGGCAGAUAUUCUUUACAGAUGACAAUGUGCAAAAUGCUGUCAUUUGUAUGUAGCCAUUAGUAAAAUGAUUUGAAAGAAAAUUUUAUAAGGAAUAUGUAACUUACGUUUUUCCUUACUUCCCCUGAAAGACUUGACCUAAAUAUUGGAGGUCUCUUUAUCUCACUAUACUGUGAGUAAAUUGUAUAUGAAAAGCAGUAUAUCAUCUGAAUGAAAGAUGUUUUAGUGCUGCACAAGAUAUCAUCAACAUGUCCACUAUUUCUGUCUGUUUUGGUAUUUCUGCACUGUUAUGAGUAUAUCCUUCACUAACCUAAAAACAGCUUCAGAUAACAGUCAGAUGAAUGUACCACACAGGACAAGUUUUGUUCAAAAAUCAUAUGAACAGCUGUAUUACUCUGUUAGAUUGUCGCUUGAAAUUACUACCCUCAAGAGGCAAAACACUUAUUUGUAUCUGACUUUGCAGUAUUGAAACACCAAAUGUGAAUCAAACCAAGUGAGAGUAAAAAAGUCUGCAGACCAAAUGAGUGGAGAAAAGGAACAGUAUGGUAGUGGUAUAACUGGACAUCACUUUCUAGGUAAAAGAAGAGUGCUAAAUGAUAUUGGCACAUACUGACUUACGUAGCAUGAGACAACUACCAAGUGGUAGACCUUAGUUUGUGCUGGUAACCAGUUGAAAUGUCAGGACCUGAUAGUGUGAGUCCCUAAACACAGAGACUGAAUGGCUGAAAGAACAGACUUACAUAUACUACGUCUGAGAUGCCAUUUCUCUGAAUAUUCCCUUUUCUCUGAUAAAUGACACUCUUGAAGUUGUUAUAUAUUGGGGGGGCUUGCUCCCCAAAUGAGGGCUGCAGGGGGGCUUGACCCCCCCCCUGCAAAAAGAGGUUUAAAGGAAAAAAUAAUUUGCAAGAUUCGCUCUUCUCCUGUGUUUUUGGUCCCUUUUUUUGGGCUUGUCAGCACUCCACAUUUCAAGUGCCGACAUUUCAACAGGGAGCCUUUUAUGCUUGAUGUGCGGUUUGCACUCCAGAUACUAAGGGAUAUGAUAUAUUUGGAGAAUGUGACAGAGAUGAAAGAAAGAAAUAGGCAAACAUGAUUAUGAUACUGUAGAGUAACACAAUUCAGCACGUCAGCGUAUGUUUUAUAUUAAACAAAAAAUGCUGAUGAAACAGUAACCAGUCCAUUUCAGUGACAGUCAAUAAAUAAUUACACAGCAACUGGCAGUUGGAGGAGCACUUUGAAAAAAAAAUAUAUCAAAUUGUCCUACCUGAUAAGUCUGCUACUGUUUCUUACAAUGGUAGCAUAAAUAUAAAAAAGUUACCUGAACCUCCUCUCCCAAUGACAGGGUUUGCCUCCACACCUCUGAUCUCUACAUAUACUGCCUCAGAGGUUGCACCCGCUUAGACACAGAGGAAAUAAGUUAAUGCACUUCUCCCCAAGUUGAUUUGGCCUUAGUAUAUUUAGAGAUCAUGAAUACGUGGGUAGCAUCCCCACAUUAGUGAUGCAUGUAAUGCAGCCUCAACAUCAAAAUGUAAGUACGACACCAUUGGCAUAAUAUACUGCCAUGCUCAACUAGCAGUGGUAAACUUCACUGAGGUAAACCAUGAAGGAUAUAUUUACUGACAGUAGACCCCUUCCAACUGAUUGAUUUUGCGAAAUGACACCAAAUGCUGAUGAAGAAAAAAUUAGGAGAUUUGAGAUUGUGACAGUUGCUCGCAUCUGUUUAAUGUAACUGCAAUCAUUAAAGACCUUUGCUAAACUAAGGAUGACCUACCAUUACUGCUUUUUCCAUAAUGCAACACAUAGGUUCAUAGGUUCAUAGAAGGUUACUAGGCUAAUGGCCCUAGGGCCUUUACAAGCUUAGCCAUGUUAUACCCAUGUUCCCUAAAAGACCUUGGUUAGAUGGUCAUUAUUCCCACAGUGAGUAUAUGAUCAGCACUAACUGCCCUAGUCCCUGAGGGGCAUAGGUGCCAUUUCCAGGGUGAAUUUACAGCCUCCCAUCCAAUUGUCUAGGUUGCACUUGAAUAGGGCUAUUGAGGAGCUCUGCUUCACAUGAACUGGGAGUUUCUUCCAGAGGAGCAGAAAUCUCUUUGAGAUAUAUCUGUCUCAAGCAUGCUGUAUUAAUGUCACAGGCUAGGUUGAGAUCCCUGGAGCGAGUGACUCUUGCCCAUUUGAUUGGUGGAUGUGCAGCAUUU